This is a messenger RNA of Toxotes jaculatrix (banded archerfish), 762 nucleotides long. RefSeq names its product C2 calcium-dependent domain-containing protein 4C-like. The transcript has 2 exons. NCBI's taxonomy places the organism in Eukaryota, Metazoa, Chordata, Actinopteri, Toxotidae. The record is from RefSeq and is a predicted model, not a curated record. Bases 65 to 706 code for a protein of 213 amino acids.
GCCUAUAUAAACCAGGACACGGAGUCUGCUUCAGACAAGGUGACACUCGCACUCAGCUUCAGACAUGUCUGCCGUUAAAUCCGGAUCGUCUCUGCGGAGUCUGCUUCUGACUCCGGAGCGGAUCCCAGACUUUCUCAUCCCGUCCCGCAGUCCGCUCCGCGUGCUCUCCCCGCGGGCUCACCGGAGCUCCCCGGACCGGACCAGACUGCUGUCGGACCGUGAUGAGGACAGUCCUGGAAGCGGUUCCCCGGAGGUCUCGCACAGCCCCGCGGCCUCCCCCCGGUUCCUGCUCCGCCUGCCGCCGCGGAUCAGAGCCCCCCGACGCGGCGCGGCGGCGGAGUCCGCGGACACGGACCUGACGACGCGUGCGGCCAUGUCGCUGCCGCACGUGGAGAAGGUGACCACGCCUUACGGCUUCCGCGCAGUGCUGGCCUCGAGCCCGUGCACGCGCCGGCGGGAGUCCUUGUUUCACCGAAACAAACCGCUGACUGUGACGGUCACAGACGCCGAGCCUCAGGAUCCGGCGGACUCUCCACCGCCACCUGCUCCUCAUCCUCCUCCAGGUCCCGGUCCCGGUCCCGGCAGGUCCCGCGUCUGUCUGCGGCCAGUUAAAGCUCUCGGUCUGCAGGUGAUGAAGGAGCUUAAGAGACCUGCAGCCGCUCUGAAGGCUCUGAGUCCCGGGGCUAUGAAGACCGUGACCCGCUGAUGUGGCAGGCGGACCGGAGCCUGUCCCGGUGCCAGGACCGGGACAGGCUCCGGGUU